This is a messenger RNA of Aricia agestis (brown argus), 2052 nucleotides long. RefSeq lists its product as uncharacterized. The record is from RefSeq and is a predicted model, not a curated record. The transcript has 3 exons. NCBI's taxonomy places the organism in Eukaryota, Metazoa, Arthropoda, Insecta, Lepidoptera, Lycaenidae. Bases 1 to 2052 code for a protein of 683 amino acids.
AUGGAAAAGCGCAAUUUGAAAAAUACUCCCCGGGCGGGUACCAGCAAUGGAGAAUCCCGUGCACCCUCGGAAGAGGGUGUCUGCCGCGCGUAUACGGGGGCGGCACAAAGUGCGUCGAGUGAGGCGGAGGCCGCUAAGGCGGCGAGACAGAAGGCCAUUUUGGCGGCGUUAGGAGGAGGUGACAACGCGAAGAAACGCGACAGCCCGAAGCCGGCGCCCAUUACCGCGCCGGCGGCGGAGCUUUUAACGGAUGAGGACAUUGACUUCAGCCAGCCGCAGCCCAACGGCGUUGAGCGGAUGCUGAAGUUAAUGCAGAAGAAGAAACUGAGAGGCGACAAGGAUCUGCCGCGUGUUCUUUUGACACGCGACGUGAAAAUGCCGCCUCCAAGUACCGGAAAAGACGAAAUUGGUCGAGACUCCCCUAGCGGUCGAGUCUCCCAACAUGGACGUGACUUACACGGACAUGACAGCGAGGACUGGCUCUCGGACUCCAGUGAGAUGUCUGGCAUAUCGCUGGACUCUGAGGGCUUGCCCGCAUUCACGGAUAUGACGCGCCGGAAGAGGCGCUCUGACGACGACAUGGCGCCGCCCCUCAGUAAAGGAGCGGUGCCCAAACCUAAGAGAGGACGCGGCCGCCCGCCAACGACCGGACAAUAUGUCGGCUUGGCAAAGGCGCAGGCCGAUCUCAAUAGAGAGAAAGAGGAGGCCCUUCGACUCCAGGCCGAGGAGGAGGUAGCCGAGGCGGCCAGGGCGGCGCGAGAGACGCGUUCUUCGCUCCUUGCAAGCCCCGCCGCCAUGGAAGAAGACAUGCCAGAGCAGACCAACUACGCUCUGGCCCAGUGUGUUGAGACUUCGCUGGGAACGAUCUCCAUGGUCGCAGCGAAGUCGAACAACCUCAAGGGGACGUUCCAGCGUCUCCUUAAGGAGGCGGUCAGCGACAUACGCGCCACCGUCGCCGAAAUGAGAAGCCGCGGAGCGACCGAAGAAAUGAAGGCCCUCGAGGCUCAGAAUGCGCGGCUCCAGAAGGAAGUGGAGUCUUUGCGCAAAGAGCUAGAGGAGCUACGUCGUCAGGUGAUGAAACCGGCCGAGCAGGACAUGCGCCAGCUGUUGUCUGAGGUCUCUCGUUCCAACGUAGAGACCUUCAGCAACAUGCUGAACGCUCGGCUGGCCGGACUGGAGAGUCGGCUCCUCCCAGAGCCUCGACUGCGACCUCCGCUCGCGGCGGACAGAGCCCGGAGUAUCACACCGGCCGCCGUCGAAAGCGUUGAGGCGCCACCGGAACAGACGCCGGGGCCCCCGAAGCAGAAGGCCAAGGGGAAACCGGCCCCAAAUAAGACACGGCAGCCAGCCGCAGUGGCCCCGCAAGAGGCCCCUGCCGCGCCCGAGGCGCCCAAGGCCAAGAAGGGCCGGAAGAAGAAGCGGCCGUCAAUGGCCGCUCAGGAGGCGGCACAAGGGGGAGCGAACACCAGCUCCCCUCGUACUGAGACCCCUUGGACCAAGGUGGAGGAGUCGGCCGUGAAGGCGGGUUUGACAUACGCCAAGGCACUUGAGACGGCCCGGCGGGCGGUGAACAUCGCGGAGUUCGAUAUUCCGCAAGUCCGCUUCCGCCGGGCCCGAACUGGAGGGCGCCUCCUCACUAUCGCCGGUGAGGGCGCAGAGAAGAAGGCGGAUGCCUUUGCCGCGAGGCUGAAGACAGUCCUGCCACCAGAAGUGAAGGUCGGACGGCCGGUUGCAAGCGCGGAGAUGCGCAUCGCCGGCCUUGACGACUCGGUGACGGCCGCCGAAAUCAUGGAAGCGGUCGCACUUGAAGGGGAGUGCCUGGCCGGCGAUCCGGGGCACAAGGCGGCAGAGUGCGGGGCAGCAAGGCCGAACUGCUCCCUGUGCGAGGCCGCUGGCAGAGUUGAAAGGGGGCACGAGCUGGGCAGAUGUCCAUCUGCUAAAAAGCCGGCCCCCGGAGAAGACAAGGCGCCGACCAAAAAAGCCCGACAGAAGUCGAGGCCAAGGGGCGCGCGGGCCCCGCUCGCUCCCGCCCGAAUGGAGACGGACGCCUAG